Messenger RNA from Antrostomus carolinensis (chuck-will's-widow), 619 nucleotides. It is a transcript of the gene AANAT, whose product is annotated as aralkylamine N-acetyltransferase. The record is from RefSeq and is a predicted model, not a curated record. Gene Ontology annotation, cellular component: cytoplasm. The transcript is spliced from 3 exons. The coding region runs from base 6 to 614 and encodes 202 amino acids. NCBI's taxonomy places the organism in Eukaryota, Metazoa, Chordata, Aves, Caprimulgiformes, Caprimulgidae. Gene Ontology annotation, biological process: response to light stimulus; circadian rhythm; melatonin biosynthetic process. Gene Ontology annotation, molecular function: aralkylamine N-acetyltransferase activity.
AGAGGAUGCCAGCACUCAGCGCGUUGCCUUUCCUGAAGCCCGUUCACCUGAGGUCCCCUGGAAGCUCGCCAAGGGGCCAGCGCCGCUACACGCUGCCGUUUCGCUGCCUCAGCCCCGAGGAUGCCAUCAGCGUGUUCGAGAUUGAGAGGGAAGCCUUUAUAUCCGUCUCUGGAGACUGUCCCCUCCACCUGGAUGAGAUCCGCCACUUUCUGAACCUGUGCCCGGAGCUCUCCCUCGGCUGGUUUGAGGAAGGGCGGCUGGUGGCAUUCAUCAUCGGCUCCCUCUGGGACCAGGACAGGCUCAGCCAGGCGGCGCUGACCCUGCACAAGCCGCGGGGCACGGUGGUCCACAUCCACGUGCUGGCCGUCCACCGCACCUUCCGGCAGCAGGGCAAGGGCUCCAUCCUCAUGUGGCGAUACCUGCAGUACCUGCGGUGCCUGCCCUUCGUCCGGCGUGCCCUGCUCAUGUGUGAAGAUUUCCUUGUGCCCUUCUACCAGAAGUGCGGUUUUGAGGUGCUGGGUCCCUGCGAGGUGACGGUGGGAGAGCUGGCCUUCAUCGAGAUGCAGCACUCCGUGCGGGGACAUGCCUUCAUGCGCAGGAACAGCGGCUGCUGAGCCCC